AUGCACCUUCCCUGCGUCUUAAUAUUUUUCGCUGUCGCUAUCCGCCCAGUGAGUGCUGGUGCACAUACAGAGCCGUCGGACGUCGUGAACUCAUAUGGUCGACCUAAGGUUCCGGUCAAGAGGUACCUGAGGUCCCAAGAGCGCGCAUACGAUGUAGACGACGACGAGAGGACUGCAAAUGCCGAUGGUGUCGCAGAAUUUUUUGCCAGCAAACGUUCCGCAGAACCAUUGGUAUCCGACAAAUCAAGUAAGCGAUUCAGAGUUGGCGAUGUGGUGGAUGAUUCCACGCAGAUGGCGACAUGGCAGAAAGUCGUUGAAAAAGAUUACAAUGAGAACUUAGUGAAUACGGGUGGCGUUAAACGCGCCGGGGAUAUUUUGGAAUCCGAGUACCGACCAGGUAAGGUUUCUAGAAUUGGCGAUGCGGAGGAUCGUCCUAACAAGCACAUCGACAUUGGAGAAGACAAUAUUUUUGAACAGCCGAUGAUGGUCUCAUGGGUUAAGAUGGUGGACGAGCAUAACGCCAAGUACCCCAUUAAGCAAAUUACCUUGCUCAAUGAACUGCGAAAGUAUUAUUCAGUGAAACAGUUGGUGGAGGCUGCGGUUAAGUCUCCAAGCAACAAUAUCGCGACGCGAGUGCAAGACGAAUUACGUCAGCUUCUAUUAGCGGAAAAAACUACUCCAGAUAAUGUCUUCACUUGGCUCCAUCUUAACGAGUUGAAAGGCGAUCUUUUCGACAGCCCUCUGUACCCUUUUUAUAUGAAUUACUGGAUGUAUUACCUAUCCAAGUUACCAAGUGUACGAGUGUUGGAGGAUUUUUCGGUCGAGAAGCUGCCAAUAAUGUUCGGUAAGAUUCAAACGUCUGCCUUCACUCGCCGUGUAGAAGAAGAAAUUAUUGGGAAACUGCUGAAGUAUUGGAUCACUAACAAUACUGAAUUCACGAAAGUGAAAGAUGACGUGCUGAAGAUAGAACUAGCAGCGGAGAAGGGAUCGGUGUAUGAAAGCGCACUGCUUAAAGCCGCGCAUGCGUAUGCUGUAAGUGCUGGGAAAGAUUUAAAACCUUAG
Messenger RNA from Peronospora farinosa, 1062 nucleotides. Lineage: Eukaryota; Oomycota; Peronosporomycetes; Peronosporales; Peronosporaceae. The record is from the annotation of a GenBank genome assembly.